This is a messenger RNA of Limulus polyphemus (Atlantic horseshoe crab), 1120 nucleotides long. RefSeq names its product solute carrier family 10 member 6-like. The record is from RefSeq and is a predicted model, not a curated record. NCBI's taxonomy places the organism in Eukaryota, Metazoa, Arthropoda, Merostomata, Xiphosura, Limulidae. Gene Ontology annotation, molecular function: bile acid:sodium symporter activity. Gene Ontology annotation, cellular component: membrane. The transcript has 5 exons. Gene Ontology annotation, biological process: bile acid and bile salt transport. The coding region runs from base 10 to 1074 and encodes 354 amino acids.
ACUGAUAAAAUGAAUUUAAACACUAGUAUUUCUUACAAUAUAAACAUAGUUGAAAAUGUUACAAAAAAUUAUUCUCAGUCAGAAAAUCACGCAGAUGGGGAACCUCUGCUUAUUAAGAAAAUUCACGACGGUAUCAUCGUUUUUAUUCUUAUAACCAUUAUGCUUGCUAUGGGAUGUAACAUCACAUUACCUCAGAUCUGGAAUAAACUUCGUCGACCAGUAGGUGUAGCCAUAAGUCUAACCUGUCAAUUUCUUCUUCUACCCCUGGCUGCCUUUGCCUUAAUGAACAUCCUCCAUCUUCCCGCAUUGUUUUCGAUUGGUAUGCUAAUAGUCUCUUCCUGCCCUGGAGGGGUUGUGUCCAACGUUUUUACCUUUUUCUGUAAUGGUGAUGUAGCACUGAGUGUUACUAUGACUACAGCUUCAACUGUAGUAGCCAUUGGAAUGAUGCCCUUCACUCUUUGGGUCUAUGGUCACGCACUGGACACCAAAGACAUUAUCAUUCCUUACACAAAUAUGACCCUGACUUUGUUAGUUGUUACAGUUCCGGUAUGUGUGGGAAUACUUGUACAUUGGAAACUCCCUCGUGUGGCAAGAGUUGCAACUAAGGUCGGAAGUUAUUGUGGAUUUGCUCUCAUUGUGAUUGUUGUGGGAAUGCAAUACUACAUCUUUCCGAAGAUGCUUGCAAAAGUACCUUGGCAACAGUGCGUUGCCUCUUUAUUCUUGCCAAUAUUAGGUCUUGUCUUAGGCUUUAGUGGAGCAGCAGUAUUCCGACAGACGGCGCCAGUGAGAAGAACCAUCGCGCUUGAGGUUGGAAUACAGAACACUGGUGCAGCAUUAACUGUUUCAACGUUAUCUUUUCCAUUUGAAGUUCAGGAUCAAGUUCUUGUGUGUCCCGUUCUGUUUGGACUCGUCCAAUUUGGUGCCUGCUGCUUAGCAAGUUUAACGUACAGGAUCUACAAACGAUGGUUCAAAGCUCAGAUAGUUGAAGAUGAAAAUAUAGAAUCUUUAGGCCAAGUUAAAAACCAUCAGGGUGUUAUAAAACUUGAGCAAUCUCACGAUGAAUCACAUGCAUAAACAAAGUAUAGAGAUUUUUAUAAUUCGUUCAAUGCUACUUGGAACA